AUGAACAAUUACGUAUCCGCCGCUAUAGAAAACAGCUUUGAAAAAUUUGAGGCUUAUCCAAGGGUUGUUGAAAGAUAUUAUAAGCCUUUUUACUUUUUAAGUAAUAAAGGCUUACCAUCUGAACACCACUGCGUCCUAAUGCAUUCAAACAAAAUUUGCCUGAUAACUUUAGCACCGACACACCCAUUAAUUAAAAGCCAAAAAAAAAUCACAAAACUAGAUUUUCAAGUUACAAAUGAGGUAGAUCGCUUAGAAAAUAAAGUCAGUGGGAAAAGCAAAAAAGGAGGACAGCACCUAAUGCCAGACUCAUUAUUAUGUCAUGUCGAGUGUAGCGAUGGUUCUAAAUAUUCAAUUUGGAGUUGCAUCAAAGGCAAACUGUUGGAAAUAAAUAACUUACUUUUGUCAAAGCCAGAUCUCAUGGUUCAAAAACCACUUUCAGUAGGUUUUUUGGCUAUUAUAUUACCAUCUGUAAAAGAUAUAGAAAUAUACAAGAAGAAGUUAAUCACUUGUGAAAAGUACAUUACAGAUAUAAAAGCAAUGAGUGAAAACACAGAAUCACUGUGA
This is a messenger RNA of Pediculus humanus corporis (human body louse), 564 nucleotides long. RefSeq lists its product as uncharacterized. Gene Ontology annotation, cellular component: nucleus. The transcript has a single exon. The record is from RefSeq and is a predicted model, not a curated record. Lineage: Eukaryota; Metazoa; Arthropoda; Insecta; Psocodea; Pediculidae. Bases 1 to 564 code for a protein of 187 amino acids.